Molecule: messenger RNA, 612 nt
Organism: Glarea lozoyensis ATCC 20868
Lineage: Eukaryota; Fungi; Ascomycota; Leotiomycetes; Helotiales; Helotiaceae
Product: P-loop containing nucleoside triphosphate hydrolase
Exons: 6
Coding region: 1-612 (203 amino acids)
Biological process (GO): intracellular protein transport; membrane organization; vesicle organization
Cellular component (GO): COPII vesicle coat; endoplasmic reticulum exit site
Molecular function (GO): GTPase activity; GTP binding
Source: RefSeq, a predicted model, not a curated record
AUGUGGAUUGUCAACUGGUUUUGGGAUACUCUUGCCUCCCUCGGGCUUUUGAACAAGCAUGCGAAACUCCUCUUUCUCGGGCUCGAUAAUGCUGGAAAAACGACGUUAUUGCACAUGUUAAAGGUGGGUGGUUGUGAUCCAGGAGGCUACUCGAAUGCCAUCGCUAAUGACCGAGUUGCGAUUCUUCAGCCAACAUUACAUCCAACAUCCGAAGAGCUUGCCAUCGGUAAUGUUAAGUUCACAACUUUCGAUUUAGGUGGACAUCAACAAGCACGUCGUCUUUGGAAGGAUUACUUCCCCGAGGUGUCUGGCAUCGUUUUCCUUGUCGAUGCGAAAGACCACGAACGUCUGAUCGAAUCCAAGACCGAGUUAGAUGCCCUUUUGAGCAUGGAGGAACUGUCUAAGGUACCAUUCGUUGUGUUGGGAAACAAGAUCGACCACCCAGAUGCGGUCAGCGAAGAUGAAUUAAGACACCAACUCGGUCUAUAUCAAACUACUGGAAAGGGCAAAGUCCCUCUCGAGGGUAUCAGACCUAUCGAGGUUUUCAUGUGCUCGGUCGUUAUGCGACAAGGUUACGGUGAGGGUAUUAGAUGGUUGUCACAAUACGUGUAA